CACUCCCGGCUGAGCGGCGCUGCUCCCCCGUCCCUGCUCCCUGCGCCGCCGGCCCGGGGCUGAACCAGACCCACCCGACAGAGGAGGCGACAGGCAGCUGGGGCCAGAACGGGCCGAGCCAGCCGCAUUCCGCCGCCGCCGGGCCCUGCCCGUCCCGCUCCGGCACCGAGACCCCGCUGCCCCGGGCCUCCGGAGCGGAGCCUCUCCGUGCGCUCUCCGCCUCGCUUCCCGGCUCCCGCCCGCGGGGCUUCAGCCUGCCCCGGCGGCGAUGCAGGCGCUGGCCCUGGCGCUCUGUGCCCUGCAGCUGUGCCCAGCUGUGCGGGGCGGCCGGGGGGGGCAGCCCUUCCUGGCGGAGAGGCCUCAGUCCCGGAGGCUGAGCAAGAUUGAUGGCUUCUCGUGGGAGAACUGUGGCAAUGGGACCGAUCCCUUUGUGAUUAAGAGUCUGUCCAUAACCCCGGACCCGAUCCACAUCCCCGGGGACCUGAAAGUCAGCAUGGCGGUUUCCAGUGAAGUUGACAUCGUCACCUCUGAAGGCGGUGUUUACCGUGAAAAGAAGAUAGUUGACAUGUGGAUAAAGGUCCCCUGCGUGGACGAGAUUGGGAGCUGCACAUACGAUAACCUUUGCGGAAUCCUGGACAACAUCAUCCCGCCCGGAACACCAUGCCCCGAGCCCCUGCUCAGCUAUGGCAUCCCCUGUCACUGCCCCUUCAAACAGGGCUCCUACUCCCUGCCAACCAGUGAGUUCUACUUGCCCGUCAUACAGUUGCCCUCCUGGCUGACUAAUGGCGAAUACCACGUCCAGGUUGUCUUGAGCAACGGUGCCAAGCAGCUCGCCUGUGUCAAGGUGGCCUUGUCCCUCCACUCUGCGUGAGGCUGGCCAGCCCUGCCCGACCACGAGCCCACCCCGCGCUGAGACACACACCGGAGCCGGUUGACAGUUCUCUUCCUCCUUCCUCUGCCUCUUGCUGCCGCCUGCCCUCACACAGCUGCUGCUUCCCCUUUCCUGCCUUUCUUUGCCCUUCUCCCUCUCAGAAAAGGGGCCAGUGGAAGGGGGGAUGGCGGGGGAGAGAGGCCUUUCUCUUCUGUGCAGGGUGGACUUAGAGGUGGGCAAGGUUGGCAAAUGGGUUGGGUCCCUCCUGAUCCUGAUUCAAAACUUGUUGAAGUCAAUAAGAGCCUUUCCAAGGGCUCCGGCCCCUAGUGAGGAGACUUGAGAGAAUCUUUGUCACAGUCCCUACAAUUGCAGCCCCACUUGUUGCGUUUCCCAGCGGGGCUUUGAUCCCUUCCCUCCACCCCGUCCAUGCUGUUCUGUAGAGCAGCGUCCCUCUCCUGGUCCAGGUCGGCUGUGCACCAUUCCCCAUGCCAGCUUUGGGCUGAUCCAUUGAAGUCAAUAGAAACCCUCCCCCCACCCCACCCCAGUCCCUGUUGAUUUCAGGCCCGUAUGGAUCAGGCCCAUAGGGAGGCAAAUGGCACUAAACAGAACUUCCCAUCGCAGUUGCUGUGUGAUUCCCAGCUGCGCUUUGCUGGGGAACGCCCCGCGCUGCAGCGCAAUGUGCUGGAUGGCCAUUUGGGUCUCUUCUGCCCAACUUCUCUGAUCCUAGGAAAUAUCAGGUUAAAUUACUGGCUCGGGUCUAAUGCCGAGUCUUUCUCGUCAUAUCCUAGUGGUGGCUCUAGCUUUCAGGAGCUCUGUUCCAGGCCAGAAUGUCCCCUAUGCACUCUCUCACCUUGAGAGAGUUGUAUCACUUUGCUAUAAGCCAGCCUUAUGGAGGGGGGUCUAAUUUGAUUAUUUUCCCACAGAUUUAAUGAAAUUGCAUUCUUCAUGUUGCUUAACGCUCCCUUCUCCCCCACACCAGUCAGUACAGUGGGAGGGCCCGUUUAGCCUCCAGCUGACUGGUGUA
Molecule: messenger RNA, 1895 nt
Organism: Dermochelys coriacea (leatherback sea turtle)
Lineage: Eukaryota; Metazoa; Chordata; Testudines; Dermochelyidae
Gene: GM2A
Product: GM2 ganglioside activator
Biological process (GO): lipid transport; ganglioside catabolic process
Cellular component (GO): cytoplasmic side of plasma membrane
Molecular function (GO): lipid carrier activity; enzyme activator activity
Source: RefSeq, a predicted model, not a curated record